CCCUCACAUCCUGCUCAUACUAACCGCAAUAUGCGACACCUAAUUAGAAAGCAGCUUAGGCCACGGAACUUGUAAAACUAGACGACGCAAAUAAAAUCAAAAGUUUGCAUUCACAAUCGCCACCUUUCACCAUAAAAUAAUGAUAAAGUCUGGUGGUUCGAUACGGUUUUUGUUUUUUUUUUUUUUCAUUAAAGGCCAGAAUGCCGGUCACCGCGCUGGCUGUUAGCGCGCGACCCGUGCCUCAGUCGACAGACGCAAGCGCGCGUGCGCGAUCAAAAUGGACUUGCAAAAACGCGGGAAAAACAUUUCGCAACUUUUAAUUUUUUACACAAACAAAAUAAUUUUAAAUUUAAUAAAAUCUGUGCCAAAGAUAAAGGUUUAUUUUAGUUAGUAAUUAUGAAAUCAGUACAAUGUUAUUUAAUACGAUUAGUUGCAAAAAGUUGAUCGCUAUUUUCGUAGUGAUAUUGGUGUUGGUGUGUUCCUGUGAUAGUUUCAAAAUAAAAGUGAAAAGGAAAGUGCAAGACUUCAGACAUGUGUCCGGGAACAAACUCAAGGAUUAUAGUGAGAACUCCACUGAUGCAGCCAGUGGACGAGGAUUCUUUCCGCCGGGCAGCAUCUUCACGCUGGGCAAGGUGCUGAACUUCUUCCCUGUCGGCGGCGAGCGCGAGUGCCAGCCCAGCCACGGGUUCACGGCGCGGUCCGGCAUCUGCCUGAACCCGUACGACUGCCGGCAGCGCGACGGCAGGGCCGGCGGCGACUGCGCACACGGGCUGGGCGUGUGCUGUGUGUUCGAGGUGACCUGCGGUGGAACAGUCCAGAACAACCUGACGUACUUCAUGUCACCUGGCUUCCCGGAGCUGUGGGGCGGGCGGGGGGACUGCAACGUCACCAUCGAGAAGGCUCAUGCCGGUAUAAUGCAGCUGAGGAUCGACUUCGUGCAUUUUAGUAUUGGGCAGCCGAACCGGGCGACCGGUGAAUGCGAUGAAGAUGUGAUGACGCUAGGUGAGGAAGGGAAUCAGUUCAGAGUAUGCGGACAAAACCAUGGACAACACAUCUACCACACCCUCUCCACGGACACGGAGGCUCGCGAGGCAGACGAGCUGGCCGGGCACCGUCGCACGCAGCUGUCAGUCGCCGCGCGAGGCAGCCUCGUGCCGCGGCUGUGGCUGCUCAAGAUCGCGCAGAUGCCGCUGGCCAAUGCCGCGCCGCACCAGUGUAAACAGUACUUUACUGCUGAUAAUGGUACAAUAUCCACCUUCAACUUCGCCAUAAACGGCCGUUACCUAGCCAACCAUCAGUACCAGGCGUGCGUGCGGCGCAGCGCGGGCGCGUGCUCCAUCCGGUACGCGCCCUGCGCCCCGCGCUCCUUCAGGAUCGGGCCCGGCGGCGGGGUGCAGACGUAUGGGGCUGCUGCAUUCCCAUCUGCCCCGGGCUCGCUCGGCGGAGCGGGUGGAGGGUUCUACGGACCUGAGGGGGCCUUCACCAUGGUCCCUCUAGCCACCGCAGCACCACUGGCUACUGCAGGGAUGGACCAGCAAGCCGCUGAGAAUGACCCGAUAGUGGAAGAAGGAAUGAUGCCAGUGAUGGACCAGGUCCAAGAAGAUGAUAUGGAAGGUUCUGGAGCGGAUCCUCAGAUAGCCAGCAUGGAUGCUCCAGUCACCCCCGUGCCGUCUAUGGCUUCUCGGAUCUGGAGCUUUAUUUGGCCGUCUUGGCUCUGGGGGCAGAGUUCCAGAGGGUUCUCCACUCCGAAGACCUGGGGUUUCUGGUCUCCGUACGCGCAGCACUACUUGAGAGAAGACGAUGACUUCAGAUACCAAGGCUACGGGAACUUCGGCCUGGACUUGCGAGGGUUCGGCCGCCAGCACUGCCAAGACAGGAUCACUAUUCCGUGCGACAACGAGUAUUUUGUUUCGAAUUCAUCUCUAAUGAACGGAGUCUGCGACCCACACCACUGUGGCCAAACCUUCUGCCCUGGAGCGCCAUUCGACAGAUGCUAUGUGCAGAGUUCUGUGUCUCCAUUCUCUGUAUCCGUCAACUUCGGACCACCCGUGGUGCAGAGAAGUGCUGAGGAGAACAUUGGAGCGUGUCUGAUGUAUCAACAGCUGCCUUGUGAUGUGUGACGGUGAUCUGCUGUAGCUAAGACUAUGUGUGAGUAUAUAGUAUUGAGUUAAUUUACUUGAUCAGCAUUGUUAUUAGAUUGCAUAUUUUAUUUGUCUUAUUCAGUCGAGACGUUUACAGGUUAUGAAUAAAAGCUUAUUUUCAUA
Messenger RNA from Plutella xylostella (diamondback moth), 2264 nucleotides. RefSeq lists its product as uncharacterized. The record is from RefSeq and is a predicted model, not a curated record. Lineage: Eukaryota; Metazoa; Arthropoda; Insecta; Lepidoptera; Plutellidae.